Molecule: messenger RNA, 990 nt
Organism: Ornithodoros turicata
Lineage: Eukaryota; Metazoa; Arthropoda; Arachnida; Ixodida; Argasidae
Product: peroxiredoxin 2-like
Exons: 7
Coding region: 16-897 (293 amino acids)
Biological process (GO): cellular response to stress; removal of superoxide radicals; hydrogen peroxide catabolic process
Cellular component (GO): cytosol
Molecular function (GO): thioredoxin peroxidase activity
Source: RefSeq, a predicted model, not a curated record
GCGCCGCCUCGUCGCAUGGGAUCAGCCUGCGACUGCCUGGCACAGCAGGUUGCUCGGUUGGACACGGCGCUGCCCAAGGCUGCACAUUUUCUCAGUGCCCCACCGGAUGCUUACGAAGAGGACACCUCCAAUAAGGUCCAAGACAAGCACCAGAUACAACACCAAGAUAAGGAACUAAUCGACCGUUCGGAGGUCCACGACACGGCUGAAUUCGUCACUCAAUUCCGGCUCGCAGACAAAGAUCGCGUGAUCCCGACAGCUCCGGUACAAGAUAUGGACCACAUGCUAAACGGAGGGUAUCUGAGGGAAAUGUCUCUCCCAAAGCUGACCGAGCCCGCACCGUACUUUGCGGGUACUGCUGUCGUCGACGGUGAAUUCAAGGAAAUCAAGCUCACGGACUACAAAGGAAAAUACCUGGUUUUGUUCUUCUACCCACUAGAUUUCACAUUCGUCUGCCCCACGGAAAUCAUUGCCUUCAGCGACAGUGCCGAAGAGUUCAGAAAAAUCAACUGCGAAAUCGUCGCCUGCUCUGCUGACAGUCACUUCUGCCAUCUGGCAUGGAUUAAUACACCUCGCAAGGAGGGUGGUCUUGGCAGCAUGCACAUUCCUCUCCUGGCCGACAAAUCCUGUGCGGUGUCACGAGCGUAUGGUGUGCUGAAGGAGGACGAAGGAAUCCCAUUCAGGGGCCUGUUUAUCAUUGACGACAAGCAACGUCUGCGACAGAUAACGGUUAACGACCUGCCCGUCGGCCGUUCUGUGGAAGAAACACUUCGCCUCGUCCAGGCAUUCCAAUUCACAGACAAGAAUGGAGAAGUGUGCCCAGCCAACUGGAAGCCUGGAGGAGACACCAUGAGGCCGGAUCCCAAGGGUAGCAAGGCUUACUUCUCAAAGCAGUAGCAGUUUUAUUGGCUGCCAGCAAAUGUUAAACCUGUUAAGUUAAAUCUCAAUUCUGCGUUCCAAGUGUUCAAUAAACUGAGUUGUACUGUCUGA